CAUUAUUUUCAUAUGUUCAUUUCAGGAAAAUUGGUAGCAGCGUCACAACGGUGGAUUUCUGUUUGAAACAAAUUGACAUUAAACUUUCACAAAAGUGUACUUUUUAGUCGAAAUGGCUGCAAACUUUAAACAUUGGAAAUCACAAUUUCAUAUCUUAACAUGGAAUGUAAGCUCAAAGUUUCCCGAAAAUUUACCGGUACAUAUACUGUUGGGAUUGGAGAAGAAAGCCGAUAAGGACACACACCGGCCGGAUUUGUUCGUGAUAGGACUACAAGAGAUAAACAGCCAGCCACAGAGUAUGGUCAAAGGUUUAUUCAAAGACGAUCCAUGGACACAACGAUUUAAGGAGUUACUUAAUGAGCGUGGAUAUGUUGCAAUCAAAUCGUUGCAAAUGCAAGGUUUGCUUUUGGUCAUUUUUUCAAAGCGACAACACUUACUGCAUGUACGCGAAGUCGAAACCGAAUACACUCGAACUGGUCUAGGGGGCAUGUGGGGAAAUAAAGGAGCAGUGUGCGUUCGAUUUAAAUUGUAUGGCGUAUCUGUUUGUUUAGUAAACUCACAUUUGGCUGCUCAUGAUCACAUGCUGGACGAACGAAUUAAAGAUUUUGAAAAGAUUGUUGACGAGCACAAAUUCCAUAUUAAAAAAACACAAACUAUUUUUCAACAUGAUUAUGUUUUUUGGUUUGGAGAUUUAAAUUUUCGUUUGACCAAAGAGGACGACCUCUCACAAAGUGAUAUUAAGAAACUUGUUGAUCAAGAUCGACUCGAAGAACUGAUACAACUCGAUCAGUUAUCGAUGAUUCGACGUCAAGGCCGUGCAUUUACGCGAUUGGAAGAACGACUACCGGCUUUUCCGCCAACAUUUAAAUUUGAACAUGGAACAUCUGACUAUGAUAUGAAACGACGACCAGCUUGGUGUGAUCGAAUUCUAUACAAAACGCCGGAAAAUACCUUCAAAAACAUGGAAUUAGUUACCGAACAAACAUCGUACCGAAGCCAUCCACAAUUCACAAUAAGUGACCAUAAACCAGUCACCAGUGAAUUUACGAUAAAUGUUUAUGAAGAUCCAACCGAUAAAUUUGUUGAAUUUACACCGUUGCAUAUAUGGAAAAUUGGCGAAGAAAAUACCAUCGAGUACAAAUUACCGAAUGGCUUUGAUGAAGCGCACAGUGAUUGGAUCGGAAUUUACAAGGAGAACUUUGACACCUUAGAUGAUUAUAUCUCUUAUGAAUAUACGUCACGAAGUAAAGCACCAAGCGGUGAUUAUGCACACGAUCAAGUAAUAUACCAUUUGGAGUUUCCUGAUACGGUCGAUCUUGAAGAAGAUCAUCGAUUCGUUCUAUUGUACUUCCAAAGCACCAAAAAUGUCACCAGUUUGGUUGGAAUCAGUGAACCAUUCAAAGCCGAAAAACGAUGUCCAUCGCCUCGAUUCGAUUCCGUUGAUUAGAUUUAGUUGUUUUUCACAUAUUUCCAACACAGAUUGGCUGUUAUCAACAAAGAAAAAUGACACGACUAAAUUUGACUACAAUGAGUACAAUUGUCGCUGGACUUCAAUUAGAAUAUUGUCUGUUUCACAUGUUUAGUAAUUCUAUUGUUGUGCAGGAAAAUUACCAAAUCGUUUUGAUCGCUUUAAUCAAAUGUGUUAAUGUCACAAAUUCACAUCGAAAUUGAUAAAAUUGGAAAAUGUUACAAAAAUUAAUAGAAAAACUGCACGAAGAAUUAACAAUGCUUUCGACUCAAAUUCAUAGAAUUGUCGCCUUAUUAUUCUUCAAUAUUCAGUUUUAGAUACGUUCAUUUAUUCGCUUCGCAGCGUCAACAGUCUUUUAAAUAUCGAUUGCUUCGUAAUUUUAUACUAUUUUUGAAAAUAUGUUUGUCUGCCUGUCGAUCAUUUCAAUCAUUUAUUUAUUUACAUUAAGCACUAAUUUAGCGAUGGAUAAUUCAAAGCCUUAAAACGUACUAUGUAAAUUACACACUGUUAUCUCUGUAUGCGAAGACAAAUCUGACGCAACAGCAAACAAAGAUAUCGACACAUUUGUUGUGAGUUUGCAAAUCGUAGAUUAAUUGAAAUGAAAUAAUAAGGACUAUAUUUCAACCAUAAGUGCAAUCAAAGCAAUUCUAUAUAAAAGUGUGACUUGAAUGUUCUAUUUUCAUAUUCAUUUUAAUUUUUAUAUGUUUU
This is a messenger RNA of Contarinia nasturtii (swede midge), 2176 nucleotides long. Its product is annotated as inositol polyphosphate 5-phosphatase K. The transcript has 8 exons. The record is from RefSeq and is a predicted model, not a curated record. The coding region runs from base 113 to 1447 and encodes 444 amino acids. NCBI's taxonomy places the organism in Eukaryota, Metazoa, Arthropoda, Insecta, Diptera, Cecidomyiidae. Gene Ontology annotation, molecular function: phosphatidylinositol-4,5-bisphosphate 5-phosphatase activity. Gene Ontology annotation, cellular component: ruffle; cytoplasm; plasma membrane. Gene Ontology annotation, biological process: phosphatidylinositol dephosphorylation.